AUGGCGGAGUUCAAUUCAGCGUUGGGCCCAGGAGGAUCACAGCAGCAGCCACCGCGAGAUAUUUCGGAAGCAGUUCUCCAAAUUCUCUCCAACCAGCAGAGGCUGAUGCAGCAACUUUCUCAGCAACUGGGAGAAACGCAGAUCGCCGUGCAAAAUCUGUCCCGCAACGAAUCGGUAUUGGAUUCUUUAUCGAACAACAUGGCGGAAUUCGUCUAUGAUAAAGACAAUGGGCACACUUUCGACGCGUGGUUUUCCCGCUAUGCAGAUUUGUUCGACAAGGAUGCAGCCAGAAUCGACGAUGCCGCCAAAGUGAGACUUCUGCUACGGAAACUAAGCCCACCGGAUCACGAACGGUACAACAGCUUUAUUUUGCCGAAGCAAUCGCGGGAUUUUUCGUUUGAUCAAACCGUCGAGAAGCUGAAAUCCCUGUGUUAUGUUUCCUGA
Molecule: messenger RNA, 444 nt
Organism: Sabethes cyaneus
Lineage: Eukaryota; Metazoa; Arthropoda; Insecta; Diptera; Culicidae
Exons: 1
Coding region: 1-444 (147 amino acids)
Source: RefSeq, a predicted model, not a curated record